Molecule: messenger RNA, 957 nt
Organism: Dama dama (fallow deer)
Lineage: Eukaryota; Metazoa; Chordata; Mammalia; Artiodactyla; Cervidae
Product: collectin-46-like
Exons: 5
Coding region: 144-623 (159 amino acids)
Source: RefSeq, a predicted model, not a curated record
UAAAGAGCCAGUUCUCACCCAGGAACUCUAACUUGCCUGGAUGUUCUGGACCCUUACAGGAAGCAACUAUAGCACUGCAGACUCCAGCAUUAGUCUGUCCAGAGCAGCAAGUGAGUGGAAACAAGCCAGCCUUGUAAGAGGACAUGCUUCUCCUCCCACUCUCCGUGCUGCUCCUGCUCACAGAGCCCUGGAGAUCCCUGGGAGCAGAAAUGAAGGUCUACUCCCAGAAAACACUGGCCAAUGGCUGUACCCUGGUUGCAUGUAGCCCCCCGGAGGGUGGUUUGCCUGGUCAUGAUGGACAAGAUGGGAGAGAAGACCCCCGCAGGGAGAAGGGAGAUCCAGGUUCACCAGAACCUGCAGGACAAGCAGGAAUGCCUGGACCAGCUGGCCCCAUUGGGCCGAAAGGGGACAAUGGCUCUGCUGGAGAACCUGGACCAAAGAGAGACCCUGGACCGCCUGGGCCUGCUGGAGCCAUCAGUCCACAGAGACCUUCAGGUGCUAUGGUCCUGCCAGGACUAAAGUGGGACAGAGGUGAUCUUGGAGAAAAAGGAGCAAAGGGAGAGACUGCAGUCCCAGGUAAGGAAGCCCUGGAGACCCCCACCAAGGUGUGCGGUAGGGAGUAGACCUUCUUCAGCUCAGUCCCUCUUCUCAGGCAUCCCCCUUAGCUACAGGUGGGAGUGGAAGCAGGAAAGAAUAACAGAUGGACAGUGAGGUGGACCCUGGUCUUAGCCUCUAUGACUCACUGGAGAAUAACCUGAGCAGUUUUUCCUUCUGAUCUUUGGGACAAGCAAAGCUCCCUUCCCAAUUCAUCAGAUAACCUUGAACUUCAAAUAAUCAUGCAGCCCGCCCCCCCAAACACACACACACACACACACUCAAAAGGAAGUCAUAUCAGAUUCCUAGAGUUUGGAAUUAAAAUGUCAUCCGGUUCAGUGUCAGUGAGGUGCAGGAAUCUGA